AUAUUGUAACGAAAUCGUUAUUUACAUUACCUAGCCCUUAGAGGGCGUUAGUUAUUGUAAUUGUUUAUUGUUAUUGUAGAUGUCGCUAUGGUUACGUCGCGCACUGCGAUGCGCGUACGUGGGGUUAAUCUUGUGGGGAGUUUGUGUUGAGCUGCGGGAGAAGGAAGUUGUGCCUUAAUUUGUUUGGAAGUUCAGAUUAUUAAAGUUCUUGGAAACAUUACUUGAUCUUAAGCCAGUAUGCGACAUUCCAGGGGGAACGUGAAGUGCUAUUCUUGCGGUCAUUACUUCUCCCACAAGAGAAGUUUGGAGAGACACAUUCAAGAGAGACAUCGAAGAAGGGAGGAACACAAAUGCAGAGGGUGCGACAAGUCUUUUUUUAGGAAGGACAACCUGACGAGGCACGUACAGAGUCGACACGAGGGGAAGACAACAGAAGACAAGCGGCAAGACGCGCCUGUGGUAACCCCUGUAGCAGCAGGUGAGCUGAGUAUUCAUGCUUCGAAGGAAACACUCUCUUCAGAGAACGGGAAUGCAUCGAGGCCGACCGGUAAAGAUCUCAGCAUGCUGUUAAAGGAGAGGGAAAGUGAGACCUCGUCGGUAUCGUCAGAAUCAGAAGCUGAGGUGGAGGACUGCCCAACCCCAACGUUUCGGAAGAUCCAGAUGGGAAGGCCAAUGCAGGGGUUGGAUCUGCGACGCACUCUUCCGGGCACCCCUCUGCAGGUAGAAGAGAGGUCUUCCUCAACACAGUUCUCGGGGGCAAGAAGCUCUUUCAGGAGGAAAAGGUACGAGAGUACAGCGUGGUUUUCCUGCAUGGGUGUGAAAAGGAAAGUUCGCCGGCGCCUACAAAGUUGCAUCACCUCGCAUCGGAUCAGUCGCUAGGUUCUCCGAUGUCCGUACAGGAGCUGGAAAGGGCCCUGGUCGGCCGGGUUAACAGCAUUACUGAAGUCACCACAAGACGAUCUUUUUGUGACGGGAUUCUGGUAGUGGAGGAAGAGAUCAGGACCAAUUACAGUAUUAACUUGAAGGCUGGAGCAAUCUUACCAGAAGUUUAACUCAUACAUGUAUAUCAAUUCAGCUAUCAUUAAUAUUGCAAUUACUUGGAAACCUGUUUUCUUGUAUGUAUUUUAUGCUGCAAUUGAAGUUCAUGGCGGAACUCAUUUAUAUUCCUCUUAUAGUGAUUAAAUUUUCCUUACAUGUAACUAUUGAUGUUGUUGUUGUUUUUAGUUUUCACGGCGCUAUCAUUGAAAAUAUGAAUAUUUACGCCAGAAUGAAUUCCUAUGAUCUAUUCCACCAAAGAUGAUAAUGCGUGUGUAUAUAUUACUUGUACAUAAUUCUUACCUCAUGUUUAACUGCAGGCUUAUUCGAGGAUAGUGGUACUGCGUACAUACUGAUAGUAUAGGUUGAAAUAGUUUAAAUUUGGAAAGGACUUGAUCUUUUCCCACUCUUGUUCUUGUACAAUUAUAUGUAAUUAUUGCUAUACGUGAAAGUAUUCCAGCGGAUUUUUCGGCCUUUAAUUGCAAAAAUGUAUUUAUAGAUGUUGUUCGCAGGACAGAAUGAUUAAUUGAAAUAAAUGUAUAAAAGUUUUAUCUAUGUAAUUUUGCCUCAUUCUUGCCAAAAGCAUGUAUUAAGACGAUUUUGUGUUUUUGGUCAGAGGACUGCCUAGACUUGGGGCGGGGUAGUGUAACGAAAUCGUUAUUUACAUUACCUAGCCCUUAGAGGGCGUUAGUUAUUGUAAUUGUUUAUUGUUAUUGUAGAUGUUGCUAUGGUUACGUCGCGCACUGCGAUGCGCGUACGUGGGGUUAAUCUUGUGGGGAGUUUGUGUUGAGCUGCGGGAGAAGGAAGUUGUGCCUUAAUUUGUUUGGAAGUUCAGAUUAUUACAGUUCUUGGAAACAUUACUUGAUCUGUAAGUGCAUAUUAUUUCCUGUGUUGGUAACUUAAUUUAGUUAAGUGAUUGUAAGCUGAUCGGAGAGUGUCUGUUGCACAAUAUAUUUUUGUGAGAACGUCGAGUACAGAGAAAGAGCGGGUUCUGACUGAAGAAGUGACGCUACCCAGAGAGUGAGAGACCCGUUUUCGUUACAAUAUAUUCAAU
Molecule: messenger RNA, 2089 nt
Organism: Strongylocentrotus purpuratus (purple sea urchin)
Lineage: Eukaryota; Metazoa; Echinodermata; Echinoidea; Camarodonta; Strongylocentrotidae
Product: histone-lysine N-methyltransferase PRDM16-like
Exons: 2
Coding region: 238-879 (213 amino acids)
Cellular component (GO): nucleus
Source: RefSeq, a predicted model, not a curated record